AGGCGCGCGGUUUGCGCUCGUUGGAAGCGGGGCGGCCGGGGAAGCCUCGGUGAGGGAGCCGCGGGGUUGCUGCGGGCCUGUGUUGGGCGGCGUUGUCGGGGGUCUGUCUGGCCUGCAGAGAGGAAGGUGGUGGUGGGGAAUCAUUUAAGUUGCAUAUAAGCCCAACUGCAUUACGAUGGAGGAAUAUGAGAAAUUCUGCAAGAAGCACCUGGCUAGAAUUCAAGGAGAGUUUAUGGGGAAUGCAAUGUCCCCCGUCGUUCAGUGCAGAAAUCUAUCCCUUAUUCGAUUUAAUGGAGUCCCCGUGCUUUCUCCUCUGCUGACUGUGGAGAAGAAGAAAGAACUUCAGCAAGACAGACAGAAGGCUCUGGAUCUGGAACGCUGGCGACAGAAUUCCAAGCAGAGGCUUUUGCUGACCCGGGUUGAGGAAAUAGUUGCUAACGUACAGAUGAAAAAGACGUCCGUCCAAAGCGAUUUAGACCAGUCCGAGAAAGAGAACAUUCAUUUGGAUUUAGAAUCAGAAGCGGUGAACGGCUCUGCGACAGAACCACCCAGCGCUUUGCCAAAUUCUACUGCUUUCGAUGAGCACCAAGAACCUGAAAAGGCCCCAGGCGUUAAAACAACGGACACCCAGGGUGCAGCCAUCAGGAACCCUUUGGAAGCAACGGAACAAUUUAUCCCUCCUAAUCCCACGGAAACGUCCAGUAGUCCUUUAGAAAAGAGAAUCGGCUCAGAAGGGCCGUUUCCCAGCCUUCCAAGCACGCCUCCUUCAAACGAGGUGGCCAAGAAAGAGUCCACUGACUCCGGGCUAGGGGCUGGGGACAGUCCCGACCCAUACGUCAUGAGCCUUCAGAACCUCUUAAAAAAAUCCAGGGAGUACAUUCAGAGAGAACAAACGCGUCGCAGCCUGCGAAACAGUUCCAAGAGGAGCGGCAGCGGAAGCCACCCAGAUAAAGAAAACAGCACCCUGAAAACGAACGAGUUGGCGAAAGAGAGAGGGAAAUUGACGGGCAGGAACACUCCAGUUCCAACCCCGGAGAAGUCUGGUCUUCUCAAGUCCGGUGCGCCUCAACCUUCUUCAACCUCUAAAAACCAAGCCGGCGUAAUGACCUCUCCCAGUUUUUCUAAAGUCGAUAUCCCGAUGAGGUGCGGGACGCCUCCCGUGUUGGACUCGGAUUCGGAUGAAGAAUUCAAAAACCUCUCCCUUUUCGGGAAGGACAGCAUUCUCCGGAGCUUCACGGGGUCUUACUCGAAACUUCCCAGUCCGGAGUCAAGCCUGAGCCCCAGGAUGCACCGGAGGCGCCCAAGGCCCUCUUCCGUAGGGCACAUCGUCAUCACCAACCCCGUCAACGCUUACGAGUUGAGUCCCAAAGCGAAGAUAAGAGCUGCGGACUCGAUCGUCUGGGAGGCCGGAGGGAGACCUGCGGCCUCCAAUCCUGUGCCAAACCUCACCGCCGAUCUUGCCCCCGCGUGUCCCCACAAAGCUCAGGCGUUUGACAAGAGCUCUUCCGAUAUCUUCAAUGAACUCGUCGUGGGCAAACCCAACGAGGCGUGUCCACUUCCGGCCCAUCAGCAAGAAGGCGGGAGCUUCCUGGCUCCUCCCACUGUAGAAGGAGAGUCGAUGUUAGAAAAUGGAGCGGCAUCGAGCAGUUCCCUUGCAAAUCUCAGCCCCCCGGAGCUGCAGAAUGGGAGUGGUGCCUUGUUGACCCAGAACCAAGCCAAGACCGACAGCCCGCCAGACAAAGUCAAGGGCAGCGUGGUCACGGAACUCAACAAAUCCUACGAUGUCCAGCACCCGUCGCCCUUGCUGAUGAUGCAGAUGAUGCAGAGCAAGCCGCCUCUGGAUACCCCGGAAGUGAGCUUUGGAAACGAGCGGCAGCUGUUAGAAAACGGGUUGGAAAAGGUGAAACGUAGGCUUGAGCUGGAGGUGGAUGCCGUGCAGAAGGAGAACACGCCGUGGGUUGCGUCUGCGGAAGCCGACCCGCCAGAGAGGCGACGGCCGCACGAUCAGAGGUACCCUGGUAGAGCUGGGCUCGAGGCCAAGAACGAAACACCGCCACAAUGCCUCAGAGAAGAGGAUGCCUUAAGGCAGAAGAUGCAGGCGCUUGCAGAGCUGAGGCAGAAGCUGGAAGAGCAACAUGCCCAGCAAUUGUCGUUGUUGAUAGCAGAACAGGAACGGGAACAGGAGAGGCUCCAGAAGGAGAUUGAAGAGCAGGCGCGGAGAUUAAAAGAGGAAAAAAACGCCACUGAAAGUGGGAUCCCUCCGAUUAAAAUCCGCAGCGGCGUCGCUCUGGAGUGGAGGAAAAUCACGGAUGCUAACCUGCUGGAGUCCGUGCUGAAUCGAGUGGAGGCUGCCCAUGGCCCCCACUUGGAGAAUGAAGGUUUUGUGAACGCCGAAUCUCCAUUCUACCUCUGGGAGCAGCCAGCAAGCGGGAAACCGGUUUCGGCAUCCAGGUCUAUUAGCCGGAGUAAAAUGAGGUGGUCACAGGUGUACAGCCCUGCCAUGAAAAGGAGAUUCAACAAGAUCUCUGCUCUCGCCAAGGGAUUUUUAACCAGGAGACUCUUGCAGACAGAGAAGCUAAAGCAUCUCAGGCAAACGGUCCACGAUACAAUGGAGUUCAUCAAAAACUUCCAAUCCGAAGCUCUGUCGAAGAGAGGAAACCUCCCCACUCAAGACGCCAAUCUCCAAGAGAGAGUGGUCGCUCAGCUGCAGGCUGCCUUGUAUGACAUUCAUGAUAUUUUCUUCAAAAUGGAAGCGUCGGAAAGGAUGAGCAUCCUGCGCCAAGACCGAGAAAUCCUCAAGGAGAAAAUGCUUCGGCAGCUGGAUAAAGCCAAGGCCCCCAGAGUAACGCUUUCUACGGCGACGCAGAAGUCUCUGGAUAGAAAGAAGUCUACAAAGGCUGCUGAAAUGGGAGUCUCAAAUAAAAAAUCAAUUGGGAAGCCGAAGAUCUUCGAAAACAGAGUUCUUCAGCCCAACCAAGGUCAAAACGCUCCUAUCCAGCGGCUGCUUUCCAGACAAGGACCCUCUAAGGCCUCAGUGAAAGGGGCUGAGCCCAAUAGAAAGAAACCCCCAGACCACAGAGGGCCUAGCAAGGCCUUUUCAGGAGCAUCUGCCAGAAGAAUCCCAAGAAAGAAGCCAAAUGUUGCGACAACCUAAGGCGGCAGCAUUCCCUCGGCUAAGGAAGUGGCUUAAGCAUUGUCUUUCAGUGUUCUCCAGAUGCUCCUUCAAGGAACACGGGUCGAGGAGAGGUCUGUGCGUGGUCGUGUUCAAGAGACUUAGAAGACUCUGGAACGGAAAUGAAGGAAUGAAGGCGAAGGGAAUACGAAUGUGAAUAUGAAAGCAACUCUUCCAUUUGAGUUCUGGGUUUUGUGCUUUGCUUACUCCCUCGAGUAGAUAUUUUCAAGGGGAUUCUUCAAGCAACCUUCUAAACCAGGGCUGCAUUUUUCAAUUGUGCAAUAAAUAACCCCGAAGUGUGAUUGCUUUAGACGUCCUGCAUUCCUGCUUCCCUCUGUCAUGCUUUGGGGUGGGAUGGGGGGUUCAAAGCACUUCUGAAAAGGAAAUUUUGCUCUUGGCUCUCUGGAUCGUUUCCAAAAAUGGCUGCACUUUUGGGUUACACAAAUCUUCUCUUGGCCACUUCAGUCCUCUGGAAAUCAGGAGGGUCAUAACGUUGAACAUAUGCUUCUUUAAGGCAGGGGUCUCCAAUCUUGGCGACUUUUAAG
Molecule: messenger RNA, 3717 nt
Organism: Thamnophis elegans (Western terrestrial garter snake)
Lineage: Eukaryota; Metazoa; Chordata; Lepidosauria; Squamata; Natricidae
Gene: CCP110
Product: centriolar coiled-coil protein 110
Exons: 15
Coding region: 176-3154 (992 amino acids)
Biological process (GO): centriole replication; regulation of cytokinesis; centrosome duplication
Cellular component (GO): centriole
Source: RefSeq, a predicted model, not a curated record